AUGAGCGAAGAACCCAAGGGAGUCACACGCUCCUGGCUCCCAAGCCUCAAUCUCCCCUUAAAUUGGGCGCUGCGUGUUAGAGACCAUCAUGAGCCCAAGAGAGUUACACGUUUCUGUCUCCCAGGCCUCAAUCUCCCCUUAAAUUGGACACCGCGUGUUAGAGGCCAUCCUGAACCCAACUAUGCCGAUCGUGGGCUUAAAGUGCCCCCCCUAGGCGAAAGCGAUGAACACUUGCUACCGAGCGCCUUGAAUGUUCCUGGGGCAUAUAGUAAGAUGCAUUUAACAACGCUGAGGGAGCUUACUAUGUUGCACCUGAUGGAUGAGAUCACAGAUAAAACGGACUGGGAACUGAAGGUCUUCGACGACACAAUCGCCCAGAAAUGGAAGGCAGAGGCUAUGUUGGCAGAGGAGCGCGAUGUCAGCCAGGGAAUGGCUGACUGGGUCAUUGAAGAGCUCCGCUAUAGGGCUGAAUCCUUCAAGGAUACUAGUGCUUUUCGAGUUUACACUGGAGAUGUUGUGAAGUGCGACACUGCUAUCCCCGCACAGCUAAAGGCCAAUCUUCAAACCGCGUGUCGAGUGCUUGAAAAUGUUCCAAAAAACCAUAAAGACUAUCACCCUGGGUCAGAUGGGAAAGUCCUUGAUCUGGUCCAUCCAUCGCUCUUCCCCCUGAUUUAUGGCCGCAGUCGCGUGCUUGAGAAUACUUUAAUAGGGCUGGAUGACUGCGUCGAAGCUUGUGGGAAGGGGUCCGUUAUCCCCGUUCGUCCACACGACGAAACGGCUCUCGACUAUGGAGGCAGACCGGACGGUACCCCGCCCUACAGCAAGAAUUUUCAAUGGCUGCCGUGCGAAGUUGAUAUAUCUGGUGAUAACGGGGCAAGGAUUACGAGCUAUAUCAACAAUCUUCAUCCUAAAACACACAAAGAUCUAUAUAGCGUCAUCGAAUCAGUCAUCACUCAAACCCUUCCGCUGUGGAACAUGACACUCACGCCUCUUGCCAACUCAUACGAGCACGGGUGGCCUUCGCCUCGGAUUGUUGUUACUGAGCCCCAACGUCUUCUAGAUCGAGACGAAAUUACGGAUGAACACCUGCCUCUGCAAGAAGAUGACGAGGAUGACGAGGACUAUGCUUACAGGCUGGAUGAAUGGGACAAUUCCCCUCAUGUAACUACUAAACCUGAGCCUGGCGAGUUUCAUGCAGCACCUCUCGGCUCAUAUGAAAAAGUGGUGGACCUUAAAGAGAGUUUUGGCCAUCGCGGCUUGCAAAUAAUCGUCAAGCUCGCCAACAUUGAGCUUACGCCUGAUAACCCGGAGUAUGAAGGUGGGGCAUGGCACGUCGAGGGACAGCUAAACGAACACAUCUGCGCAACAGCCCUCUACUACUACUCCAGCUCAAACAUAACUCCUAGUCGCCUCGCUUUCCGUCAACGAUCGGAUGAAGCCGAAGCGGAAGAGAUGCCCUACAUGCAAAGUGAGCAUGAGUGGCUUACGGACAUCUACGGUUGCACCAAUGAUAGCGCGGCUGUUCAGGAAGUUGGUUCAGUUCUCUGCCGCGAAGGCCGUCUGCUCACGUUCCCAAACAUUCUUCAACACCGCGUUCACCCUUUCAAGCUCGAGGAUCCAACCAGGGAUGGCCACAGGAAGAUUCUUGCCCUAUUCCUUGUAGAUCCAAACAUACGCAUAAUCAGUACGGCGAAUGUCCCGCCACAGCAGAAACAUUGGUGGAGUGAAGUGGUGGAUACGGAAAUUACUAAGAGCGGAAAAGGGAUGGCAGUCUUGAGCAAUGAGUUGAAGGAACAAGUGUUUGAUGCCGUGGAGGAUUUCCCGCUUGGGAUGGAUGAGGCAAAGGAGUUAAGGCUGCAUUUGAUGAAGGAGAGGACCCUCUAUUCCACACGCCAGCAAGAGAACUUUGAAGCGAACACAUUUUCGCUUUGCGAACAUUGA
Molecule: messenger RNA, 1941 nt
Organism: Venustampulla echinocandica
Lineage: Eukaryota; Fungi; Ascomycota; Leotiomycetes; Helotiales; Pleuroascaceae
Exons: 6
Coding region: 1-1941 (646 amino acids)
Source: RefSeq, a predicted model, not a curated record